Molecule: messenger RNA, 1476 nt
Organism: Phaedon cochleariae (mustard beetle)
Lineage: Eukaryota; Metazoa; Arthropoda; Insecta; Coleoptera; Chrysomelidae
Source: the annotation of a GenBank genome assembly
AUGGAAAAUCCAGCUGUUGAAGAAAAAGGAUUAAAAUGUCAUAUUUGCAGCAAACUUUUCAACUCUAAACAGGGUUUGAGGAUUCACAUCAUUAUGCACAACGGUGAAAAACCUUACGAAUGUCAAAAUAACAAUAAGCUGUCCACCACAAAACAGGUUUUGCAAAAACACAAUAUUUCGCACACCGGUAAAAAACCUUACGAAUGUGAAACUUGCCACGAGAAGUUCCCCGCUAAACAUACCUUGCUCACACACACCAUGUUGCAUACUGGUGAAAGACCUUACAAAUGUCAAACUUGCCAUAAAAGAUUCACCACUAAAUCGACAUUGAGGAAGCACAGUAUCAUUCACGACGAUGAAAAGCCAUACGCCCACGAAUGCGAAGUAUGCCAAAAGAAAUUCGUCUACAAGCAGAGUUUGACCAGACACAACCUUUUGCACACUGGUGCGAAACCUUUUGAAUGCGAUAUCUGCCUCAAGAAGUUUUCAUUCAAGAGUAGUUUGACAGAGCACAACUUCCUGCAUACCGGUGAAAAACCCCACCAGUGCGGCGUUUGCCUCAAGAAGUUCAGCUCCAGAUGGGUCUUGAACAAGCACGGUAUUUUGCACAGUGGUAUAAAUGCCUACGAAUGCGAGAUAUGCCACAAGAAGUUUGCCUACAAGCGCAGUUUGAUCAGUCACCAGUUUUUGCACACUGGUGCGAAACCUUUCGAAUGUGAUAUCUGCCACAAGAUGUUUCCGUUUAAGAAAACCUUGAUACAACACAAAAUCCAGCAUACCGGUGUGAAACCUUACGAAUGUGAUGUUUGCCACAAACAGUUUUCAUACAAGUACAUCUUGGCUAACCACUACUUUGUUCACACCGAUGAAAAACCUUACAAAUGUAAUAUUUGCGAGAAAACAUUCGCCCGCAUGGUACGUCUGACUACGCACAUGGAUAUGCACGCUCGUGAACAAUCGAUGGGCUGCGAGAUUUCCCAGAAAAAAAUUCCCAAUUCUGUGGAAACUUUUGGAGAAUCAUUUGAGUGUGACAUACCGGAUUUGGUGAAAUUGGCAACGCAAGGAGUCAUACAACCAAGAAAAACAAAAGAAGAGUGUGACAUUUGCUAUGAAACAUAUUCCAAUGAGGAAGACUUGAAUUUACACCUUGAAUCACACAAAGUGAAGAGUGAAUUUGAUAGUGUUGUCAAACAAGAAUGUGAUAACGACAUUGGGUAUUCUGAAAUUAAAUUGGCACCGCAAAGAGUCAAAGAACCAAGAAAAUCAAAAGAUGAAAAAGAAGAGUGUGACAUUUGCUAUGAAACAUAUUCCAAUGAGGAAGACUUCAAAUUACACCUUGAAUCACACAAAGUGAAGAGUGAAUUUGACAGUGUUGUCGUCAAACAAGAGUGUAAUAUGGAUCUGGAAUAUCGGGAAAUAAAAUUGGAAAAUCUUGAAGAAAUCGUCGAAACAGAUCAGAAAGACAUUAUUUAUUGA